AUGCAGAACAAUGAAAACAAAUCCCAAAAAACCUAUACACAACAAAUUCUCCAUAAAGAAUUCUUCCAAGCAAGAACGAAAUCCUUUUCUUUUCGUGGCCGCCCAAGCAAUGAUAUGCAAUCUGAAAAUGCAGAUUUACGGAGUCCGCCAUGUCAACAAAAGGAUGAACAACCAAUCAACGAAUGGCAGCGAGACAAAGUACCAAAAAAAAACGUAAAAGAUCCGACAGCCCAACGGAAAGUCGACGAAUAUCCUGAAAUCGCACCUAAAACUAAAGAAUAUAUACCAAAACCAGAACCAAUUUUUGUGACUGGUAUUGUCAACAUAACACCCUUAAGGGAACUUAUAGUCAAAGUUGUGGCUAUUGAUAAGUUUACGAUGACUACGCUAAGAUCAGGACAUAUCAUUAAGCUAAUGCCUGUGGACAUCGAAACCUAUAAAACAAUAAGAGACAAUCUAAUUAAAAAUAACAUCAACCACUACACUUACGAACUUAAGAGUGAAAGGGCGUACAGAGUAGUGAUAAGAGGCUUACAUGCGUCAGAAAAUAUUGACAUGAUUAAAGAAGAGCUGCAAGCCAAAGGGCGUGCCAUACGUCAAAUAGUCAACGAAUUGCAUAGAACAACAAAAUAA
Molecule: messenger RNA, 633 nt
Organism: Parnassius apollo (apollo)
Lineage: Eukaryota; Metazoa; Arthropoda; Insecta; Lepidoptera; Papilionidae
Source: the annotation of a GenBank genome assembly